AUGAGUGCAUCCUAUGAUAAUGGUUGGAGUUCCAAAUGCAAUACACAUGCUAUGAUUCGUGUUCUUUCAAGUGCGACAAGCGGUCUUAAAGUAGUUCACAUAAAUGCACAAAGUUUAAAUAAAAAAAUUGACGAAUUUCGUUACAUUUUUCAAAAUUCAUGCGUUGAUAUAAUUUGUGUAUCGGAGACAUGGUUUCGAAACGAUAUAUUAAGUCAAGCCUUCAAUAUACCGGGUUACCGGCUAUACCGCGCCGAUAGAGAAGGGCAUGCGGGAGGUGUUGCAAUUUACGUAAUUAACCAUAUGAAAAGCAGGGUAAUAGACAAAUCGACGCAAGGUAACUCCAUAGAAUAUAUGUUUUUAGAGUUAGAGAGUGGAAGUGAGAAAAUGCUGAUUGGAAAUGUAUACAGACCUCAUAGAAAUGUUGACAUCAUGCCACUUAUUUCAAUCUUAUCUACAAUUACUUUGGAAUAUGAAAACAUUGCCAUAACGGGCGAUUUUAACAGUAACAUACUACAUGAACAGUUUUUGGUCGAUGAAAUGCAAUCUAUUGGUCUCACACUGGUUAAUUCUACUACUCCCACUCAUUUUACAGCCUCCUCUAAUACAUUAUUAGAUCUUAUUUUCAGAAACAGGCAAUUGGAAUAUUUGUUAUAUGAGCAACUUUCGGCUCCAGUUUUUUCAAAACAUGAUUUGGUCUUUUGUUCUCUCGAUGUUUUUAAUCACUCCAAUCCUUCAGAUGAGACAUAUACCUAUCGCGAUUUUAAACGGAUUGAUAUUGAUUUGAUGGAAUACCGCCUGUCAACCAUAGAUUGGGAUAGAAUGUAUAGCUUUCAAACCGUUGAUGACAGACUAUCCUUCCUACAGGAUAGAAUAUUAGAUCUGUACAACGAACUAGUUCCAUUGAGAACGAGAAGAAAGACAACUCGCGAGAAACCCUGGUUCACAAAUGACAUUAAAAGAUCUAUGGAAGAACGUGACAUAGCAUAUAGCAGAUGGAAGCGUUUCCGACUGCCAAUUCUUCAUAUGCAAUAUCGACAACUUCGGAAUGGAGUGACGGAGAAAAUAAGGCAGGCUAAAUAUCGUUAUUUUGGAAGGCGAUUUUCAGAGUCAAUCGAUUCUGGUACCGGGGGACUUGAAUUACUACAGCGGGAUUACUGGGCAGAUCGAUGA
Molecule: messenger RNA, 1170 nt
Organism: Stomoxys calcitrans (stable fly)
Lineage: Eukaryota; Metazoa; Arthropoda; Insecta; Diptera; Muscidae
Exons: 2
Coding region: 1-1170 (389 amino acids)
Molecular function (GO): catalytic activity
Source: RefSeq, a predicted model, not a curated record